Messenger RNA from Colletotrichum karsti, 477 nucleotides. RefSeq lists its product as uncharacterized. Lineage: Eukaryota; Fungi; Ascomycota; Sordariomycetes; Glomerellales; Glomerellaceae. The record is from RefSeq and is a predicted model, not a curated record. The transcript has a single exon. The coding region runs from base 1 to 477 and encodes 158 amino acids.
AUGAUCCGAGAUGAUCCUAAUCUGGGAUACAAGAUGCGCGUCUUGGCUUACGACUUACGAAACGUAACAAAGAAUCACUCCUCUACACAACGUCUCAACACCACCACAGAUGAGCACUACAUCAGCGAGCCAUACUUCACGCCGGAAGAAGCAGCAUCAAUCAAGUCCGCCGUGGUAGACGUCGAAUUCAACCAGAACCUCGACCCAAACGCAAGGUACGAGCAAGAAUCACCUGACGAAUCGACCGAUGUCGGCGAUACCAGCACGUUAUCGGCCUCUCAUGUUCAAGGACAGACGGUGGAGAAUGCUCUCAAGAUGCUACUGGAGAACUUCUUGGAGAAGCGCAAAGCCAGCGGAGAUACGCGUCCUUGCGGCCCGCAUGACCUGACGCCUGUUUACGUGGGACUCUUCGGCUUGUGCCUUGCAGACUUGCAGGAUCACAAGUUCCUGAACCGCCUUGCACGGUCAGGAGUCUAG